This is a messenger RNA of Symbiodinium pilosum, 2274 nucleotides long. The record is from the annotation of a GenBank genome assembly. Lineage: Eukaryota; Dinophyceae; Suessiales; Symbiodiniaceae.
AUGCGUCCGCAUACUCGGGCCUACCAGACCGGUGCCCUGGUCACUAUUGAAAAUCCAGUGAGAAGUUGGUUGUGGCCACUCUUGGCAGCGUUAGUGAAGGCCCAUGGUUCAAAAGCCUUUUCUGAGUGGUUCUUCUCCCUUCAGGAUUAUGACUUUGACGCCUGUGUGUAUGGCUCCCGCAGGGCCAAGGCUACCCGCGUCAAGGGCUCGCCGCGUGUGUUUGAGGGGCUGCAAAUCUCAUGCGACAACAGUCAUCCACAUCUCUCUUGGAAGCCCACCAAAGUUUCAGGUCGCUGGGUCUAUCCUACCAAGGAGGAAGCUGAGUACUCCCCUGAGCUGUGUCGCUUUCUCUGCAAUAAAGCCUCAGAUGCGGUCUCUUCGCAUGCAGACAGCCGUCCCUCGACUGCCAGAACCAAGAUGCUGCGUGCCAGUGUCAGGGCAUCUGCAGGCCAGCAAACCAGGUCUAUGCCAUCUCUGAUCCCAGAGUUCAAGUGCACAAUGCGCCUUGAGGACGUCCCACCUGGGUGCGAAAUCAAAGUCCUUUCCUCAGCUGAUUCCUCUUUCGCGGGGGAUAAAGCUGAUCCAUCAGCAAUGCCAACCUCUGCCUUGCAAUUGUCAUCAUCUUCGACUGCAGCAACCGCAGCAAAGCCUAGAGCCCCAGUGCAUCCUCACCAAGUUGUAGGAGUGUACCACACCAUGGAGGUGGAAAAAGCACUUACGCUGCCAUGCCCCGGGGAUUCCUCACUAAGGUUACCUGACCCCAUUAGGAAAAAUCUGUUUCUGAUUUUAACGAGGGGACCCGUAGCGGUCUCGAAAAUGAGAUUAGAGGCCCUGAAGCAGGUCAACGAGUUGGCGACGAUUUUGGCAGAAGAGGAGAAAGCCCUCAGGUCGUCCAUGCACCCGGAUGUGGAGAAAGUCACAAAAGGUAAAGCGAUCUGCCUGUUCCGAGCUCUUCUUGAGGAAACCCAGUUUCCAGAUAUGGGCGUAAUCGACUUGAUGGUUCAAGGGGUACCGUUGGUAGGGGAUGAGCCGCCCUCGCCUCUUUUUGCCAAGCGUCGCGAGCCCUCCUUGCUCACCCCGGAGCAGCCGGAAACCCAAUGUGUGCUCAGGAGGGAAGCCCUGAGAGCCUCACGGACCCAUGCGUGCCUGGAUGACCUGAAGGACUUGGUCGUCGAGACUUCGGCCGAAGUUCAAGCCGGGUUUGUGACAGGCCCUCACCACAGUGAGCAGGAAGUGUCUUCUCUUCUGGGAACUGAUCGUUGGUCUCUCUCUCCUAGGUUCCUUCUCCGGCAGGGAGAGGACAGCAAGGUCCGUAUCAUUGAUGAUCUGAAGGCCUCAGCGGUCAACCAAGCUUUCUCAUCGUCCUCUUAUCUUGAUUUGCAAGACACAGAUUUCACGGUGGGCCGCCUACGGUUCAUCUCGAGGUCUCUGCAGGGGGACGGCCAUGUUGAGGUGCCUCUUAUUGAUGGUUCCAUCCUCAGGGGAGAGUUGUGCCCGGAAAUGAAGCACAAGCCGGCCUUACUUGGGAAGACGCUAGAUCUCAGCAAAGCCUAUCGCCAAGUGGGGAUUCACCCUGAAUCCCGCAAGCACGCUGUGCUGGGGUUCCCUGAUGAGUCUGGAGCUUGGAAGUACUACCUGGCACUGCUGGCAAAGAUUGCAGAGCUCCUCAAGCCGAUAGCUGCUGGGUCUGAGGUCACCAGAGCCCAGAUAGCCUCGCUGCACGGGCUGAUUAACUUCGCGGGCGGAUAUGUGAUGGGAUUCGAACUGAAGCUUACUGCCCGCAUGCUCUCGAAAGCUCUGACGGGGCCCUUUCAGGGGAACAAUGCUGCCUUGAAGAGUGCGUGCGCUCUGGCCCUGGAUGUUAUCGCCCUGUGCAAGCCCAGGGUUUGUCUUGCAUCAGUUCGGCGUCCCAUUGUCUUGUACACAGAUGGCGCCUUCGAGAAUGAUGUUGGCACUUGGGGGUUUAUAGUGGUCGACCCGGAGACGGGCGCGCGCUGGCUGUUCGGGGGACAGGUGCCUCAAGCCUUGAUUGCCAGGUGGCACGAGAUGGCGGGUGGCCAGGUGAUAUGCGAGAUCGAGGCGUACGCCCUAGCCAUCACUGUCUUCGGGCUUAGGGGGUUCCUAGGCAAUAGGUCUGUAGUGGCCUUCGUGGACAACGAGCCUUGCAGAAUGGGUCUCAUCAAGCGCUACUCACCAUCAGUGGCAAUGAUGGGGCUGAUUUCCCUGGUCUCGUUACUCGAGGGGUCGCUGUGCACCACUAUGUGGUAUGAACGA